AUGGCAAUAUAGGAACGGUUUCAAUCGGGAGACUAUAUACUAGUUAAGCUUUAAAGUUAGAGAAAUUUCUUUCUACAGAAUUCAAAAAAUUAAACCGUAGAAAUAUCCGGUUUCAGUUUUUGAUGUUCAGAAUAGAAUAGAGUUUACUAAUCUACAUAGAUUCUCUCGCCGAGCGAUGGGCGUCGUUUAAGUAUCCUCCUUCAAAUGGGACAAUGAAAACGUCUCUAAUUGGGUGUCCGUUCUCACUAAAAUGUUUACCUAUUGAGGUAGUACGAAUGAUACAUAUUUGUGAUGUGUGGCGAUAGAAUCAUUCUCUCAUCGGGAUGCUAGUUUGUCCCACAUAUUCGUCAUAGCAUUUUCUACAUCUAAUGUAAUAACAUAAAAUCGCAGCUCAAUCGUUGUCUAAUCUGGAUCUUACCACCAAACCUGGUGAUGAUUAUGCGAAUAUCGCCACUCAAUAAACAGAAACAACAACAGACCGUAAAAUCUCGUUGAGCGGGAUGCAAACAAAUUUCGGGAGGCAAUGUACCUAAAGGUCCUAAAUGAUUCGGAUGAACAAGAUAGCGGCGCAGGUUUGGAGGACAUUUGAAUGUAAAUAUGUACCGAGACCAAUCGGUCUUUGGGUUCGAAAAUUGUUGGAAAAUAGGUUUCAUAUGAGGCAACUGUCCGUUAUAUGUUAAUGGUAUUAGUUUUCUCUUUUGCUUUUUUUCGCCUUCAGUAGUUCCCGUUUUUGAUUUCAACAACAAUUUCAUUCUCUCAAGUUUAUCCACCUUUCGGAUUUUGGACAAAAUAUUAGAAAGACAGUGUCCUCUCCGUCGUAAACAAUGUACAAUAUUGGCAUAUUCGUGCCAUUUAUCAGUUUCAUCGUUACAUAUCCUUUUAACUUUAUGGAUUAAAGUUGUAGGUAGAUUUUUAAUAAUCUGUGCAGGGUGACCUGAGCUAGCACGAAUAUAUUGAAAAGUAUCUGUUGGCUUCUUGUAUAAUUUUGUGAUAAGUCAGUCUUGUAAAAGAUCCUUUUCGACUAGUACAUCUAAAUAGUUUAUUGUACUCGAACUGGUAUUUUAUAUUUUAUAUUUUAUAUUUUAAGUUUAAAAGCCCAUGUAUGAAAACAUCUAGAAAGAAAAACCACAUUCAUGACAAAGAAAAAAACAUAAUACAGGAUUUUGUAGCACUUGAGUAGUUGAUUCGAAUGAUAUUCGUUAUAUUUGAGCAAAACGAAUUGAAGAAAAAAAUAAUGUAAACGAUCACACUUCAUUGGAGACUCUUUUUUUUCUAUAAAUGGAAGCUGCCGUUUUACUCUAUUAAAAUUUCAGUUUUUGCGGUUUAGUCUAGCGAGAUGCUUUUUCAGCCUGGUAGAGCACCGUUUUUGGUUGUGUUUUGCGUUUUCUUGUUGUUUUAACUCUCAAAAAACUGCUUUAACAGUUUUGACUCGCAACCUUCCCGUUUUUUUUGUCAUUUUAACGUCAUCAGAAGGCUAGCUUUGCAUUAAGAUGUUUGUUUUAUCAUAUUUCAACCUAUAUCUUGUCUAUUUUCCAAUACGCGCUUAUUAAAAAGUAAUUCGUUAUCAAGUAUGGAUAUAUUUUCCUAGAAAAGCCCUCUGAAAUUAUUUUCUUACAGUCAACGGACCACAGUCGAUCGUUUCGAGCCACGUUUUUCAUUAUUCAUCGGUCUGACUAAUAUAAAUUCAUAAUGGAAAGAACCCAAUAAUUUUAAUAGCCAUCCGUUCAAAUACAUUUAGUGAAUACAUAUAAAAGUUUUGAUAAAGGAAAAAAAGGUGGGUAGCUAUGUCUGAUUCAUGGUAGAGAAACAAAGUAACACUGAGAAGCAACUCGAGGUUGUAAAUGGAGAAAACAAAUUGGAAUAUUAAUAUUAAUCAGUGAUAUGUAAAGAUCAAUGAAAGAUUCGUUAUAACGAAUCUGUCAUUGAUCUUUACACAUCACUGAUUAAUGAAAACCAGGUUUUUGGGACCUAGGUAUCUUAUUACAGAAUGAUUUAUGCAUCUUUAUGCGUAUAUGAGUUGAUUAGACCUAUGUCGAUGUUUUUAUUUAAUUUUGUUUUAUGUUUAACAUUUUCAUUUCAGAAUUAUUUAUAUUUAGUUAUAUAUUUUAUUUCAUUCAUACCAUUUAUAACAUCAUUAGGAAUUUUUGUUUGGCGUUCACCAUUAUAUUUAAAAGAAUUACAGAAUUAUUUAAAUCAUUUAAAAUUAAAAAUGUUAAAGACAGAGAAAGUGUCAUUAGCUAAAAGUUACAGUGCAAUUCUUGCUACUAGUGCACUUACUGGUGCCUCAACAGGAGCGGCUAUCGUAGCUGGUGCAUUCAGUUGCGUCCUAUCAGUUGUAGGAUCUGUGCCUGGUACUGUUGGAGAUGGACUUAUUGGUGCUCUUACCGGACUGGCAGCUGGCUCAAUUGCUGUAGGGGCUGAUGUGAUCAAACGCUCGUGGUCAAAAGAUAAUUUGUUCUCCUCAGGUUAUGCUAGUCAGCAUAAUUGGUCUUCCGUUUAUAAUGGUGCCAUGGACUACCCAACUAAUUGGCAGAAUUUUGCUCCACAAAUAGUUCCUUCCGGUUAUGGUGCUAGUGGUGUUUCCACUACUGGUGCAGACUAUCCAGGAAGUUGGCAGAACACAAACUAUCAAGCACAAAGUUAG
Messenger RNA from Didymodactylos carnosus, 2644 nucleotides. Lineage: Eukaryota; Metazoa; Rotifera; Eurotatoria; Philodinida; Philodinidae. The record is from the annotation of a GenBank genome assembly.